UUACUUUGAAACAAGUGAAUGGGCGAUCAGCGGUUGAUGAAAGUAUUAACGGCCACGGUGGCAGCGGCAACAUGGUAACGAAGCGAAAUGUGUCCGAUUUGCCUUCUACCACGUCAAAAGAAAGGAAGAAACGAGUAAAUGUUCUAGUGAUAGACAGAGUUGCCACAGGUUGCAGGAGUCCCUGCUGAGCUCUGCCAGUGGUUACAGAAACUACAGAGGUGUCCUCAACUGGUGUGUUGUCAUGCUGGUCUUAAGCAAUGCCCGUCUGUUCUUGGAAAACCUUUUAAAGUAUGGUAUUCUAGUGGACGCCAAUACAAGUGGUUUCUCUAUUCAUAAAGGACCCUACAACAUGCCUGCAGCGUGCCUUGUUAUCGUGUCCAACGUGUUUAUAGUGGCAGCUUUGUACACAGAGCGAAGGCUCUCAGUGGGCUGCUUCAGUGAACGUGUUGGGCUGCUGGUUCAUUCCAUUAACCUGUCAGUCACACUGUGCUUCCCGGUGGCUAUCGUACUAAUGGUGAAGUCCAUGACUCCAGGUACUGCUGUAUGUGUUCUCAUCAGCCUACAGAUGUAGGAUCUUAAUUUGAUCGCCCUGUUGCAGGAGAACCUUCCGUUUUGCAUCAUCAUCAUGAUGUGGCCAGUGACACUUUGCUUCUUGAAAGUCCAAUAUCUUGAAAACUUGACUGCUGACAUGUAAAACAUUUUGGGARUGUAUCAACUGUGGAUGAAUGAAAAAAAUAACAAAGGAGAGUUUCUGAGUGGAGUUUUUCUUUAAUUAUAAUCCACAUAAUCAAUUACAUUUCCUGUUGCUGAAGUAUGUUUUUCCCUGCAGUAGCAAACUGGCUCAAAUUAAGAUCCUACAUCUGUAUAGCAAAUCCUGCUUUUCAGAAAAAACUAAACUGUAUCUGAAUCUAGUG
Molecule: messenger RNA, 914 nt
Organism: Salvelinus sp. IW2-2015
Lineage: Eukaryota; Metazoa; Chordata; Actinopteri; Salmoniformes; Salmonidae
Product: diacylglycerol O-acyltransferase 1-like
Biological process (GO): triglyceride biosynthetic process
Cellular component (GO): endoplasmic reticulum membrane
Molecular function (GO): diacylglycerol O-acyltransferase activity
Source: RefSeq, a predicted model, not a curated record